AUAACAGGUGAAAUGGCGAACAGAGAAAUAUCAAAUGAUUUUAGCGCAUCAAUCACGUGUGAUUCUGAUUUUAUAACUGAAAUGUUUUGCGAGUCAUGCAAAAAAGACAACGAGUAUUCAAAAGCGGAAGGAUUUUGUGUUGAUUGUGUAGAAUAUUUCUGUGCAAAAUGUAUGAAAUUUCAUAAACGAUUUCUUCCUCAUCAUGUACAUCAAGAUCAGUUAACAAUGCCACAGGACUUUUGCCUUGAAACGUGUGAGAUACAUUCUACGGAGAUAAUAAAGUUUUUCUGUAAAGCUUGUAGCAGCUUUGCCUGCUCAAAAUGCAAUAGUGAUCUUCACCAAAACUGCAGGACCGUACAUGUGCCUGAAAUAGUACGGAAUAUUGAAAAAAGCACCAACUUUCAAUUAUUUAAAAGCAAACUUAUUCAAUGUGAAAAAGAACUCAAAAACGUAACUGAAUCAUUGGUACAAACAAAACAUUCAGAGGUAGAAAAGUGUUGCAAUCAUGCGAAAUCAGCAAUUAAAGCUCAAAGAGAAGAAAUGAAUACAAAAUUUGAUGUCCUUGAAAUGAAUAUUGAAAAAGUAUCUAUAAAAUCAGAACUGAUGACGCCAAGCAGCUGGACGAUUUAACAGAUAAAUAUGAUGAACAGAAAUCGAAAUGCGAGUCUUUGAGACGUAACGUGGAAAUAAUGCAAACAGCAGAACAGCGGAGCAAACUCUUCAUUACCAUGGAGAAUUCUAAGAAUGUUGUGGAACAAUUUGAAAAAAGUAUUAUAGAAAUUGAAAAUUGUAGUAAAGUGCGAAACUACGUCUAUAAUCCAAACAGGUAUCUUCAGGCAGUAAUAGAAGACUGUGAUGAAAUUGGAUCUGUCAUCGAUUUAGAAAGUGUAGAGUCUGUCAAAAUACAUAGAUCUGGAGAGGUUUACAACACACACAAGAACGAUUUGUUUAAGAGUGCGUUACAGAGCUGUGGCAAAAAUAAAACUAUUGAUUUGCUGCAAGACGAAAUUAAUGCGUGGAGAUCAGAAACCGUAAACAUAGCAGUUAUCGGUUGUUCUGGUGCUGGCAAAUCAACUUUUAUAAAUAGUAUGUGUGAAUUUGACGCUGAAGAUACCUCUGCUGCAAAAGUUGGAUUGACUGAAACGACCACCGCUAUUACUCCAUAUUCACUCCGUAGAAAUAAAAACGUUACUCUUUGGGAUUUUCCUGGGGUUGGAACAGGAAAGUUUACUAAGAAAAUGUAUUUAGACCUAAUUGACUUUAAAAAGUUUGAUUUUUUUAUAGUGGUUGUUUCAUCGCGUUUGACAGAGAUUGAUUUGUGGUUAAUGCAAGAAAUUGAACAUCGUGACAAAACCCUGUAUCUGCUUCGAAGUCAUUUCGAUUGCGAUAUAGAAAAUCUUAGGCGAAAAAAAAGAUGCCCGAAUAAUGUUGAUAUAAAAACUCUCAAAACACAGAUGGUAUCUACAUACAAGGACGUCUUAAAGGAUUUUAAAAGCAAAGACAAUAUUUUCCUCAUUGAUAGCUUCGCAUUUAAUCAUUAUGACUACGAGAGGUUUGAAAAAGCGCUCACUGCCGAUGCCGCCCAAAUCAGUAAAAGUAAAGCACAUGCAAUUAUCUUUGCCUUGCCAAUUACAACGGAAUAUGCGAAGGGCGUAAAAACUGCCAAGCUUGAAAACAGAUUAUCUCAUAAGGCGUUACAUGCAGCGUACAGUCUUCCUUCUGAUGUAGCAGUUGCACAAUCUUUGAUAGAAGAGAAAGAACUAUACAUCAGUCAGUUGUCUCUCCCGUACGCAUCACAGCUUGAUUUAAACUUAGACGUUUCAAAAGUAAAAGGCGAGUUGUUAGACUUGGAAGAAAGACUGUAUCACACACAAGUUCAUUCGGCAGUAGAUGAACUGUUUGAACAAUGUGACAAGACAACACAAUUUCUGCUUUCUCUUUUUGAUAUCGUUCAUGUGUAUACCAUUUGUAGGGUCUGGUUAAAGAACAGUCUUGGGAGUGUGUUGUUACGUUCAUAGUCAAUGUAGAUUUGUUUGUCUAUAAUAACAAACAUUUUACUAUUUAAAAAAACAAA
Mercenaria mercenaria is the source of this 2074-nucleotide messenger RNA. RefSeq names its product T-cell-specific guanine nucleotide triphosphate-binding protein 2-like. Gene Ontology annotation, molecular function: GTP binding. Gene Ontology annotation, cellular component: membrane. The transcript is spliced from 2 exons. The coding region runs from base 690 to 2018 and encodes 442 amino acids. Lineage: Eukaryota; Metazoa; Mollusca; Bivalvia; Venerida; Veneridae. The record is from RefSeq and is a predicted model, not a curated record.